UUGGUGAGCCGCCCGGGGUUAUUUGCAUGUCGGACGCAGCCGGGUACCCAGCUGUGCUGCCGGCCGGCGCAGCGCAGAAGUUUGCAGAGCGCUUUCUCGCCGGCUGGUCCCGGACUCGCGCUGCGCCCUGCGCCCUGCGCCGCCGCCUCCUCCUUCUGCCGCCGCCGCCCUGUUCUCCCGGGAUUCCUUCUCUGUGGAGGACUGACGCUCUGCUUGUGGGAAUUAGAGGUGGACAAGGGGGAGUGCCGGGGGGUAGAGACGGGGGUCUUUCCAGUGACAGCUGCGAGUCGGAACGCCGGGAGCGUGGGGCUCCUGCUGGCCACGGAUCUCGCCCACCUUCCCGCGGCCUCCGGGCAGGCAAUGCGGCCGCCGAGCCCCGCGACGCAGAGAGGAAGGAGGGUGGCCCGGAGAGCCUAGAGCUUGUUUCUGCCCACUUGGGAAAGAGGACAUGGAGUUGUGAGUGCCCCUCGCUCGGCGACGCCGCCCUCGGCAGGCUCCCCAUGGCCGGGACGUACAGCUCGACUCUGAAGACCCUGGAGGACUUGACCUUGGACUCCGGGUAUGGGGCCGGGGACUCGUGCCGCUCGCUCAGCCUCUCGUCCUCCAAGUCCAACUCGCAGGCGCUCAACUCUUCGGCGCAGCAGCACCGCGGGGCGGCCUGGUGGUGCUACUCCGGCUCCAUGAACAGCCGCCACAACAGCUGGGACACGGUGAACACGGUGCUGCCCGAGGACCCCGAAGUGGCCGACCUCUUCUCGCGCUGUCCGCGGCUCCCCGAGCUGGAGGAGUUCCCCUGGACCGAAGGAGACGUGGCCCGGGUGCUCCGCAAAGGCGCUGGCGGCCGGCGGCUGCCCCAGUUCUCCGCGGAGGCGGUGAGGCGCCUGGCCGGGCUGCUCCGCAGGGCACUGAUCCGCGUGGCCCGCGAGGCGCAGCGCCUGAGCGUGCUGCACGCCAAGUGCACCCGCUUUGAGGUGCAGAGCGCCGUGCGCCUGGUGCACAGCUGGGCGCUGGCCGAGAGCUGCGCGCUGGCAGCCGUCAAGGCGCUGUCCCUGUACAGCAUGAGCGCCGGCGACGGGCUGCGCCGGGGCAAGUCCGCGCGCUGCGGCCUCACCUUCUCAGUGGGCCGCUUUUUCCGCUGGAUGGUGGACACCCGAAUCUCCGUGCGCAUCCACGAGUACGCAGCCAUCUCCCUCACCGCCUGCAUGGAGAACCUGGUGGAGGAGAUCCGGGCCAGGGUGAUGGCCAGCCAGAGCCCUGAUGGCGGAGGGGCCGGAGGCGGGGAGGUGUCUGCUGAGGCCCUGGAGAUGGUCAUCAACAACGACGCCGAGCUCUGGGGCGUCUUGCAGCCCUAUGAGCAUCUCAUCUGCGGCAAGAACGCCAAUGGUGUCCUCUCCCUCCCCGCAUACUUCAGCCCCUACAACGGCGGGUCCCUGGGCCAUGACGAGCGAGCCGAUGCCUAUGCCCAGCUGGAGCUCCGGACCCUGGAGCAGUCCCUCCUGGCCACCUGCGUGGGCAGCAUCUCGGAGCUGAGUGACUUGGUCUCCCGUGCCAUGCACCACAUGCAGGGGCGUCACCCCCUGUGCCCGGGUGCCAGCCCUGCCCGCCAGGCCCGCCAGCCGCCACAGCCCAUCACUUGGUCCCCCGACGCCCUCCACACGCUCUACUACUUUCUGCGGUGUCCACAGAUGGAGUCCAUGGAGAACCCCAACCUGGACCCCCCGAGAAUGACCUUGAACAAUGAACGGCCCUUCAUGCUGCUGCCGCCCCUCAUGGAGUGGAUGCGCGUGGCCAUCACCUACGCAGAGCACCGCCGCAGCCUCACCGUGGACAGCGGCGACAUCCGGCAGGCAGCCCGGCUGCUGCUGCCUGGUCUGGACUGUGAACCUCGGCAGCUCAAACCCGAACACUGUUUCAGUUCCUUCCGGAGGCUGGAUGCCCGAGCAGCUACUGAAAAAUUCAACCAGGACCUGGGUUUCCGCAUGCUCAACUGUGGGAGGACAGACCUCAUCAACCAGGCCAUCGAGGCCUUGGGUCCGGAUGGGGUUAACACCAUGGAUGACCAGGGUAUGACGCCACUGAUGUACGCCUGCGCUGCUGGGGACGAAGCGAUGGUCCAGAUGUUGAUUGAUGCUGGGGCAAACUUGGACAUCCAGGUUCCAAGCAACUCCCCCAGGCACCCUUCCAUCCACCCCGACAGCCGGCACUGGACCUCACUGACAUUUGCUGUGCUGCAUGGACACAUCUCUGUGGUCCAGUUGCUGCUGGAUGCUGGUGCCCAUGUCGAGGGCUCGGCAGUGAACGGCGGCGAGGACAGCUAUGCGGAGACGCCCCUGCAGCUGGCCUCUGCGGCAGGGAACUACGAGCUGGUCAGUUUGUUGCUGAGCCGAGGCGCCGACCCCCUCCUCAGCAUGCUGGAGGCCCACGGCAUGGGCUCCUCCCUCCACGAGGACAUGAACUGCUUCAGCCACUCCGCUGCCCACGGCCACAGGAACGUCCUGAGGAAGCUCCUGACGCAGCCGCAGCAGGCUAAAGCGGACGUGCUGUCCCUGGAGGAGAUCCUGGCCGAGGGUGUGGAGGAAAGUGAUGCGUCGAGCCAGGGCAGCGGCAGCGAGGGGCCCGUGCGGCUGAGCCGGACCCGCACCAAGGCCCUACAGGAGGCCAUGUACUACAGCGCUGAGCACGGCUACGUGGACAUCACCAUGGAGCUGAGGGCACUGGGAGUCCCCUGGAAGCUGCACAUCUGGAUCGAGUCUCUGAGGACCUCGUUCUCGCAGUCGCGGUACUCGGUGGUGCAGAGCCUCCUGCGGGACUUCAGCUCCAUCAAAGAGGAGGAGUACAACGAGGAGCUGGUGACCGAGGGCUUGCAGCUCAUGUUCGACAUCCUCAAGACCAGCAAAAACGACUCCGUCAUCCAGCAACUGGCUGCCAUCUUCACCCACUGCUAUGGCAGCAGUCCCAUCCCCAGCAUCCCAGAGAUCCGGAAGACCCUGCCGGCCAGGCUAGAUCCACACUUUUUGAACAAUAAGGAGAUGUCAGAUGUGACCUUCCUGGUGGAAGGAAAGCUGUUUUAUGCACAUAAAGUCCUGCUGGUGACAGCUUCUAACAGGUUCAAGACACUAAUGACCAAUAAAUCAGAACAGGAUGGUGACAGCAGCAAGACCAUCGAGAUCAGCGACAUGAAGUACCACAUUUUUCAGAUGAUGAUGCAGUAUCUGUACUACGGAGGAACAGAAUCCAUGGAGAUCCCCACCGCUGACAUCCUGGAGCUGCUGUCAGCUGCCAGCCUGUUCCAGCUGCAUGCCCUGCAGAGGCACUGCGAGAUCCUGUGCUCCCAGACCCUCAGCGUGGAGAGUGCCGUGAACACCUACAAAUAUGCCAAGAUCCACAAUGCCCCAGAACUGGCCCUGUUCUGUGAGGGUUUCUUCCUCAAGCACAUGAAGGCCCUACUGGAGCAGGAUGCCUUCCGGCAGCUCAUCUACGGCCGCAGCAGCAAAGUGCAGGGCCUGGAUCCACUGCAGGACCUGCAGAACACCCUGGCAGAGCGCGUGCACUCUGUCUACAUCACCUCCCGGGUGUGAGGCAGGGGGCGGAGGCUGCCGAGGCCAGGGCCUGUGGAGGUGCCAGGGCCCACCAUGUCGGGGUAUGGUUGUAGGCCCUCUUGGAGCCAGGUUCACGGGGCUGUUUCCUCCUCCUUCCCCAGAUGUCCCCCCUGUCACCGGGCAGCUCACCCUCAUCUCCUCUGCCCUAGAGCUGUUUGUUCAAUCACUGAUGGGCAAAGGGGAGAUGUAGCUAACUGGUGGCCCUCCUCCCCAUCUCAGUUUGCAACUCAAGGGCAGCCAUGCACUCCCCCUGGGUGUCGCUCUCCCCUCCUGCAGGUCAGCAGCUGAUCCUGAUCCACCUCCGCCCAAGCCCUCCAAGCUCUACUCACCCCUAGGGCCUCAGUAAACUCAGACCAUCCCAACUGGGGCUCCUGGGGGUACAGGAAUCCUGAUGAAUGUAUAGAAUGCAUACUGCCUAGGCCCCCAGUCGUCUACAGUAAUUCAAAAGCUGGUAUUUUUCUUCCUAAAUGUCACAUAGCAAAGGCUGCCCAAAUCCCCAAACUUGUUCUUCAAAGGUUUGACAGGCUUAAUGUGGGCAUCCAGUGGCCUGUGGACCCCCCCCUGCCACCACGACUGCUGCCACCCAGAGUCCCCCCAUUGUCUUUGGUGCCUGGGCUUCCAGAGUCCCUCCCAUCAGGACUACCAGCUUGCUCAGUUAGUAGCAGAGGGCAGUUCCCCAGCUUGAUGGUUUCUGAGCUAAGUCUGGCAUGGAGGGGCAAGGGGUAGGGGAUGGGGUGCUGUGUAGGAAUGGCCUCAGCUCUUGUUUUGCUGCUGGUUUUAGGGGCCAAAGUAAAUGGGUGGAUUCUGGAACCUCAGGCCUAGACUAGGUUGCCUUUGUGGGGGCGAUGAAGCAGAGUCCCCUGGUCAAGUCUCUCGGCUCCUUUAAUGUAGGAUUGAGAGCUGGGCAAACAUGUCCCACUGGGGACUGUGACUCUUGAAGAUUAAAGGACAGGGCAUUGAUGGAAGGUAAGGGCUGGGAGAAGAGGCCUUUCUGCUGUGUCCCCUCACGGCCUUGCCCUCGAAUUCUGCAGGCCCUGGGCUCCCCUGACACCUGUCAUAUUUAUGGACCAGACACUGGGGCAGCAUCAGGCACAGUCCUGUCUGGGUGCAACUUCUUCAGCUGUCUGGCCGCACCUUAAAAACUAUUUAUUCACCAAAAGCCCCAGGCAUUUCAGAAGGUGUCACUCAGGUCACCCUGAAAAGCCCCCAGGAGCUUGCAAUUCUGGAAAAUAUUUUGACUAGCUGCUUGGCUGGAUGUACAAAGAAAUAGGCAUUAUUUUAUUGCUGUAAUAUUGUAUGAUACUUUAACUGUACAAUAAUGUCACUUACUGUAAAUGUACUAUGGUUUUAUUAACAAUAAACACUCAUUAACAAUGA
Gorilla gorilla gorilla (western lowland gorilla) is the source of this 4976-nucleotide messenger RNA. It is a transcript of the gene ABTB2, whose product is annotated as ankyrin repeat and BTB domain containing 2. NCBI's taxonomy places the organism in Eukaryota, Metazoa, Chordata, Mammalia, Primates, Hominidae. The transcript has 17 exons. Gene Ontology annotation, molecular function: protein heterodimerization activity. The record is from RefSeq and is a predicted model, not a curated record. The coding region runs from base 27 to 3578 and encodes 1183 amino acids.